AUGCCCCUGCUGCCCGCCGCGCUCACCAGCAGCAUGCUCUAUUUCCAGAUGGUGAUCAUGGCAGGGACGGUGAUGCUGGCGUACUACUUCGAGUACACCGACACGUUCACCGUGAACGUGCAGGGCUUCUUCUGCCACGACAGCGCCUACCGCAAGCCCUACCCGGGCCCGGAGGACAGCAGCGCCGUGCCCCCCGUGCUCCUCUACUCGCUGGCCGCCGGGGUCCCCGUGCUCGUGAUAAUAGUGGGAGAAACUGCAGUGUUUUGCCUACAACUGGCCACACGGGAUUUUGAAAACCAGGAGAAAACUAUUUUAACUGGAGAUUGUUGCUAUAUAAACCCACUGGUGCGGCGAACUGUACGAUUUCUGGGUAUUUAUGCGUUUGGGCUCUUUGCUACGGAUAUUUUUGUAAACGCUGGGCAGGUGGUCACAGGGAAUCUGGCUCCACAUUUUCUUGCCCUGUGUAAGCCCAACUAUACGGCGCUUGGAUGUCAGCAGUAUACGCAGUUCAUAAGUGGGGAAGAGGCCUGCACGGGCAACCCAGAUCUCAUCAUGAGAGCCAGGAAGACGUUCCCAUCCAAAGAAGCGGCUCUCAGCGUCUAUGCAGCCAUGUAUCUGACAAUGUACAUUACCAACACAAUCAAAGCCAAAGGAACAAGACUUGCUAAGCCCGUUUUAUGUUUGGGCUUAAUGUGUUUGGCCUUUCUUACUGGACUCAACAGAGUAGCAGAAUAUCGAAAUCAUUGGUCAGAUGUGAUAGCAGGCUUUCUGGUUGGAAUAUCUAUAGCAGUAUUUCUGGUUGUGUGUGUGGUAAAUAAUUUCAAAGGAAGACAACCAGAAAAUGAACAUAUACACAUGGAUAAUCUGGCACAGAUGCCAAUGAUCAGCAUUCCUCGAGUAGAAAGUCCCUUGGAAAAGUGGCUUCGCUGGUGCCCAAUUACACGAAGGGUCUCCAUCGUACAGUUAAGAAAACUAAACUCCCACGUAGUUAAGCAAUUUGAGAAAGUCCACAUCAUCGAUAAGCAGCAAAGUUAUACAAUGUGCUAUUUCCAGAUACGUGUAUUUUGUUUAAAACUGAAUAAUAUGUACAAAAUUAGAUCUUUUUUUAACUCAAGAAAUAAUAGAAAGCAACAGAAUUUAGGAAGAGGCAAUAACAGUAAUAGAAAUGGAAGUGAAAAGGAUGAUUAUAAUGUCUUCAGACGCAGGAUUACCAGUUCAAAUGCAGGAGUUACAGACAUUCCUCAGAAACCCAGAUUUUAUCUAGGAUCUGCAUCCGGUCAUCUCUAA
Messenger RNA from Enhydra lutris kenyoni (northern sea otter), 1287 nucleotides. Its product is annotated as phospholipid phosphatase related 5. The record is from RefSeq and is a predicted model, not a curated record. Gene Ontology annotation, molecular function: phosphatidate phosphatase activity. Gene Ontology annotation, biological process: phospholipid metabolic process; signal transduction; phospholipid dephosphorylation. The transcript has 8 exons. The coding region runs from base 1 to 1287 and encodes 428 amino acids. NCBI's taxonomy places the organism in Eukaryota, Metazoa, Chordata, Mammalia, Carnivora, Mustelidae.